This is a messenger RNA of Actinia tenebrosa (Australian red waratah sea anemone), 2433 nucleotides long. Its product is annotated as neural cell adhesion molecule 1. NCBI's taxonomy places the organism in Eukaryota, Metazoa, Cnidaria, Anthozoa, Actiniaria, Actiniidae. Gene Ontology annotation, cellular component: cell-cell junction; plasma membrane. Gene Ontology annotation, biological process: cell-cell adhesion. The record is from RefSeq and is a predicted model, not a curated record. Gene Ontology annotation, molecular function: cell adhesion molecule binding.
UUAGAUCCACCUGAUAUUGACGCAGAAAAGUCCAAUCGCACUUCAAAGUCUUGGAAAGGUAAAAGUAUUCGACUCAGAUGCUUUGCAACUGGUUUACCUGCACCAAGGAUAUCAUGGUACAAACCAACAAAACAACAGAUCACUACAGGUGUUAACAUUGUACCCGGGGGCAGUGAGGUAACAGUAAUGACAACUGCUGACCAAGGGGACUAUGGACAGUACAAGUGUCGAGCAACAAACAUCCUGGGAAGUGAUGAACACGUCAUCAAUAUUACUCAACUGUUUCCCCCAGGUGUUGUUACUAUAACCACAGCUGAGGUCGAAGCAUCGUCCAUAACUGUCGGAUGGACCAAACCUGCUGAUGAUGGUGGACUCGUUGUCACUGCUUACAAGGUUGAAGUCAGUACCAAGACCCCAGUGAUCACAGUAAAUGCCCAUACUAUUAUAACAGGAUUGAAAGCAAACACACAGUACACGGUCAAAGUAUAUGCAAUGAAUGAUGCUGGUUAUGGUAACGCAUCGGUGAAGUUUAUUACUACCAAGAAACAAGGCAAACCGGCAUUACCUCAGCUAAAGUUAACUAUUGACCAAACAAAUGGGUUAAUAGUCAAAUUAUCAUGGACAAAACCUGAUGAAAAUGGUGGUGAAAUAACAAAUUAUACCAUUUACAUGAAGGAGGAUGGAUCUUCAAAGCUAAGGGAUAUUCAUAAUAUAUUAGAUCCAGAAUUACUGGAGUACGAAGUGAAAGAGAACCUUGAGUAUGGAAAAACGUACAAGUUCUUAGUUACUGCGUGGAAUAAGUACGGGGAAAGUGCUAAACAAGAAGAACUUGCUAAAAAAAUAGAGAUUCCCAAAGAAAAAACCAAAACUGAUCCAAACAAAGGCAAACGCACCACUAAUGUUGACGGAGAAUCCAAUGCUGCAGUGAUUCCUGGUGUAGUAGGAGCUGUCUUGUUUAUGUUGUUAGUUGGAAUCAUUCUUGGUGUCAUUAUUAUCAGGAAAAAAGGCCUGCUAAGCAAAGGUUUUGGAAGAAAGAGUCCAAGUAACAGAGCUGCGUACGACAAUGAUGUCGAUCCUGACUCAGCAAACCAACAAGCAGCAGCAGCUGGUCUGGGCGGUGAGGACGAUGGAAUACCGACCUACGCAGCAGUAGACAUGACCAAUAAGAAGAAGAAGAAAAACGACAUACCGGACUACGCUGUUGUUGAUAAGACCAAGAAGAAGCGUCCAGGAGAAAUCAUAUACGCCGAGCUUGCUGAAUUCAACACCGCUGGCUCAUCAGCAGCAGCUCCUCGACCGAUAACCUACACCAGUACCGAUUAUGCUGACAUCACCCAGUUCCAGCAACAAGAGGAGACAGAACCUACAUAUGCUAACUUCCCAGGCCGCGGUAAAACGUAUACUGACAUACAGGGAUUGUCAGAAGAUAAAACUUUCCAAGUAUAAUGGGAAGGUCCUAACGUAGAUUGAAAUACGAUUCACUUUCGUUACGUAAGCAUAGUAGAAUCUUAUAUUUUAAAGCACAAAAUGUAUAUUAAAAACGAUUAGUGAAUUUUGAUUUUAAYAUGAUAUCGUCAAUMAUCAAGACUUUGACAGUAGCAGUAGAGCGGUUUUCGUUUGAGUGGGAAACAUACGGUACUKAUUUGCAACACGUACACGGUAYGACAUGCCGUAACAUUGAAAUGGCUUCCCAUAAGAAUGGUUAUCUUAUGCGUAGGAAACAUAUGGUACUGACUUACAGCACGUACACUGUGCCGUAAUAUUGCAAUAGUUUCCUAUUGUCUAUUAGUAAUUCAUCCAAUCACAACGCGUAGUUACCUCUACGGUUAGAUACAGUCAGCUUCAGUACAGCUACGUUUGCGACUCAUACGAAAAUCGCUCUAUGGGUUUCGGCAGAUAACAUGGCCUCAGUCUUGAUAAUUGACGAUAUCAUCCUCAACAUCGCUCAGAAAGGGGUUAUAGACAAAUCCAUAAUCUAUCUAUUAUUGCGUGCACGCUGAUUCUUCCACUUAGUAUCUAUCAUGGUCCAUGUGAACAAAACUUCUUUUUUUCUUACUUAAUUGCUUAUUUCGUUAGCUUGGUUAACUAUUCGUAUAAUUUAAUUCCUUGAGAAUUCUAAUAUUUUAUAAUUAUUUAUAAAUAAAAGAGGAGAUAGUCAUAGUGUUUGAUUCAAAUCAACAUCACUUAGAUUUCUUUCUUGAUUCAUACAAGGGUUAUAGACCCUAAUAGCUUUGUUUCCAUUUGCUUAUUUAAGGAAUAGUUUCGAAAAAUUAAUCAUAUAAAUUUUCCUAAUAUCUGUAAUGUUCAUUGUGCAAAUUUCUACUAUUUUAAUUCAUUCUCUUACGCCGURUUCAUGUUUCGUAGAAAGCCGGAAUUUAGGUAACGCAAAUAUUAAAGUCACAUGACAGUAUAUAUAUAUAUAUUUUUUUUUUU